AUGUGUGAGGAUUGCUUGUCUUCAGGGCCAGAAUUUACUUUGAAAUGUGCCCACAAAAGAAAUUUGAUUUCGGAGGAUGAUGAUAAUCAUCAUAUUGAAGAACGCUGCGAUUUUAAUGAGAAAAGAUCUGGUUUUGCUACUGAUUCAUUUAAUAAAGCUGAUGAUCAUGGUCCUAUGCGAGCCGACAUUGAAGAAGACAUGAUUCCUAAUAUGCCCACUUCCGUAGACAGUCCCCAUAACUUGCAUGAGAAAAAGGACUAUGGGACUGAAGAGUCUUUGGAUGGAAAUGUGACUAGUGAGUUGGAAAGUGGCGAUGGAGUUGUUACAGUCGAACGCCUCAAAUCAGCUCUAAUAGCUGAACAAAAGGCUUUGCAGACACUAUAUUCCGAGCUAGAAGAAGAGCAGAGUGCUUCUGCAGUGGCUGCGAGUCAAAUGGUAGCAAUGAUAGAUCAACUGCAGGAAGAGAAGGCUGCAAUGCAAAAGUCUGAAUAUGAUCAAGAGGCUUCGCAACUUUUGAAUGAGCUUAUGGUGAAGAGGGAGAAGGAAAAACAAGAACUAGAGAAAGAAUUGGAAGGAGUUAGGAAGAAAUUGUUGGAUUAUGAGGAUAGUGAUGGGUUAUCUGUUGAUUUGAAUCGAGAUGCAAAGGAAGAAGAGGGAUUUUAUAGCAAUCAAGAAUGCAGCAAGUCGAAAAUUCGGGUUGAUGAAGUUAUAGAAAUGGAAGAAUCAUUAGCAGACUUUGAGGAAGAGAGGUUGUCCGUUCUAGUACAACUUAAGGUUUUAGAAGAAAAACUUGUGGCAUUGGAACAUGAAGAGGAAAGACGUUUUGAAGGUUCUACACCUGUGGAAGAUUUACACGAAGAGAAUGGCAUUCGUCUAGAUGAAAACACUUGUUAUAGUGAUGAAUCAAACGGGCAUCUUCUUCAAGAGAUUUUGCAACAUCUUCAUGAUUUACGCGAUGUGGAGCUUCUAGAGAGAAAUUUGAAUGAUGGUGCUGAUAUGAAGUAA
This is a messenger RNA of Fraxinus pennsylvanica, 1005 nucleotides long. NCBI's taxonomy places the organism in Eukaryota, Viridiplantae, Streptophyta, Magnoliopsida, Lamiales, Oleaceae. The record is from the annotation of a GenBank genome assembly.